Molecule: messenger RNA, 2072 nt
Organism: Danio rerio (zebrafish)
Lineage: Eukaryota; Metazoa; Chordata; Actinopteri; Cypriniformes; Danionidae
Source: RefSeq, a predicted model, not a curated record
AAAGUAAAACAUCCUUGUGACCACUUCACUAUAUGAUCACAUCCAAUCUAAAUAAGCUCACAUUCUUCAUAAAAGUUUGAAAAUAAAAAAUAAAGAGCAAGAAGGGGAGGAGAAAAGUAGGGCACAUCUGGUUUCACUCACAGAGCAGUUUGUGCUGACAUGCACACAAGUCACAUGAAGGAGGAUUAAAAUGUUUUUGGACGAGUACCAGCUUGCCGUAUGUGUGCAGUAAAAGUUUCAUACACUCGAACCAAUCCGUGCGGCUCCCUCUAAAAAUAAACAAUCUCUCCUUCCCCGCCUGUAGGUCUGACGUCAUGCGUGAAACUCCUGCCAACUUUCAGCAGGAUCAAAAUCCAGAGACGCCCCCUAUUCUUUCUCCAAGUCAACAGGAAAGUCAGUCGAGAAGAGCGAGACGGACAGAACAAAGCAUGUCCAGCAGUCUCCCAGCACAGAACAAGAUGGACAAGCAAAAGCUGAGGCCUGAGAUUCCUCCUCGGGUGUCCAAAAGUUCAGCUCAGCGCCUCAGCAGAGAUCUGACCUGCUCUAUAUGUCUGGAUCUCUUCAAGCAGCCGGUCUCCCUGCCCUGCGACCACACGUUCUGUGAAGCCUGCAUCACCAGCUACUGGAGCGGCCCUCGUGUUAAAUGCCAGGCUGGAUCUGGGUCUUGUCCACAGUGCAGGAAGGUGUUUCACGGUAAGAGCUACAGGCCGAACCGCAUCGUGGCCAACAUCGUGGAGAGCUACUGCCAGGGCAUGGAGGAGAGCGGGGUCCGGCUGGGGGCUGUGUCGGAGCCGGCUCCUACUGCGCCACUCUGCAUGCGCCACAGAGAAGAGCUGAAGCUGUACUGCGAGGAGGACCAGGAGCUGGUGUGUCUGGUCUGCGGGAUCUCCCAGGACCACCGCGCUCAUACACUGGUCUGCGUGCAGGAUGCGCAAAAGAGGUACCGGGCGUCUCUGACUACAUCUGCAAACGCCCUUCAGAAAGAGCUCAACACGGCUCUGGAGUGCGAGAGAGAGACUGAAGAGGAGGUCAAGAAACUCAAGGAUCACACAGCAGACCUGAAGCAGAGGAUCGAGGCUCAGUUCAGCGAGCUCCACCAGUUCCUCUACCAGGAGGAGAAGCUGCUGCAGGUGAAGCUGAAGACGGAGGAGCGCAGAGAGCUGAUCCGGCUGGACGAACACAAGGCUCUGCUCAGUGUAGAGAUCUCACGCCUGCGCAGAGCUGUGAACGACAUCGAGGACAAGCUGAGCGAGCAGGAUCCAUACACACUGCUCAGGAGCAUUAAGGGUCUGCUUCAGAGCAGGCAGCCACCCAAGUUCGAGAGGCCGACGCUGACGCCGCCCAGCCUGUGCGAGGGCCGAUUCGCCGGGCCCCUGCAGUACAGAGUCUGGAAGUCACUCAAGGGCAGCAUCUAUCCAGUUCCCUCUGCCAUCACGUUUAACUCCAAAACUGCGAAUCCUUGGCUGAGCCUGACCUCUUCCCUGACCUGUGUGAGAUACCAGACCUUCAACAGCAGCGUGCAGGACAAUCCUCAACGCUUCAACGCGGCGCUGUCCCUCAUGGGCGGCCAGGGCUUCACUAAAGGCCGGCAUUACUGGGAGGUGGAGGUUUACAGCAGCACUGUCUGGACCGUCGGCGUCGCUCGUGAAUCCGUCACCAGGAAAGGUGUCAUCAACACCAUGCCUGCAAACGGCUUCUGGACGCUCUCUCUGUCGUAUGGAGUUCAGUAUAUGGCUGGGACGUCUCCACCAACGCUGCUGUCCCUGGAGGAGCCGCUGGCCAGGAUUGGGGUCUAUCUGGACUAUAAGAGGGGCCUGGUGUCGUUUUAUAACGCAGAGAGCAUGACGCACCUCUAUACCUUCAGGGACACCUUCACCGAGACCCUCUUUCCAUACUUUAACCUGGGCUUCCUGGAUAAAGUGCACGAAAAUGAGCCUCUUAAAGUGUUCAUGCCCAAAAUCUGAAUUUUGUAUCUCGUUAUAUACAGUUGAAGUCAGAAUUAUUCGCCCUCCUGUGAAUGUUUAUUCUUUUUUUAUAUUUCCUAAAUGAUAUUUAAUAGAGCUGGUAUUUCA